Molecule: messenger RNA, 1719 nt
Organism: Zeugodacus cucurbitae (melon fly)
Lineage: Eukaryota; Metazoa; Arthropoda; Insecta; Diptera; Tephritidae
Product: RING finger protein vilya
Exons: 4
Coding region: 353-1018 (221 amino acids)
Biological process (GO): homologous chromosome pairing at meiosis; reciprocal meiotic recombination; protein sumoylation
Cellular component (GO): synaptonemal complex
Molecular function (GO): SUMO transferase activity
Source: RefSeq, a predicted model, not a curated record
CUGAGGCUCUUUGAAAAAAUUCUUUCGCUAUUUCGAGUGGGGAACUUUAUAUCGCUUUUAAACAUAUUUAAUUUAUUUUUGUUAGUCCGCUUUUGUCUCUCGUCUCUAAAAUAUUCAUUUAAAACAUGAUUUAGUCCGUCAUCAGUCAUUGUUUACAUAAAAACUUCCAAACUGUUUAUUUCUUUUACAUUUCCGCAACUCAUUCACCAACGGAUAGAUUUCGAGCAAAAUUUUCGAUUUUGCGGAUUCAAUGAUUUCGUAAUUAGCGACAUCUAUUAGCAGCGUAAUGUAUUUUUUCGAGUCGUUAUAAUAAUCAGUUACAUCUUUAAAUUUGAAUCACUGCAAAAAAACUAUGGAAAAAGAAUCAAUUGGUGAUCAUAAUGAAAAUUCUAUUUUGAAAUUGCCAAAAGAUGUGGGCUUAUAUUGGAUACACUGCAACCGUUGCUUUGAAAUAUAUAUACGAAAGCGAAGGAGGAUAUUAAUGUUGUCUUGUAAUCAUAUGAUAUGUGAAAAAUGUGCCACAACGCCCUCCAUUAACCAUAUAAAUGUAUCUAGUGAAGUAAAUUGUCCGAUUUGCAAGAAAUUACAACGUUAUCGCGUAUUAUGCAACGUAAUGCCGGCUCAUGCAAAGCAGCUUCUAAAUCCAGAACCAUGGCGUGAACCAAAUGAACGCAUCUUGAAUUUUCAGGCCAAACACAGAGACAGUUUUAAAAAUGGCGUGUUUCGUAGGCUAUCUGAAGUGGAGAAAGUAAAUAGAAAGUGUCAAGCUUUGGAGAAUAUUUCAAAGCAGAAGUACGAAAGAUAUGAACAAUUGCGAAAUCAGCGCAAACAACUGGAGAGAGAGGUGCUUAAAAUGAAGAAGCUUGAUUUACAGCCUAAACGACAAUAUUUUCAAGGUACAGUUGGAGAUGCAUUUGCAGGAGUUAAGCGAGUAAAAGCUAAUAUGCACUCUCAUAUAAGUGGACAUAAUUUAUCACACACUGGUCAACAUAAUACAUUCCCAUUAAAUUUAUUUUAAAUGUGGUAAAUGUAAUUAAAAGUAUGAAAUAUUGGAACUAUUUUUGAUUAUCUUUUGUUAUCAAAUCGAAAUAAAUAUUAUUUUUGAAGUGAAAAUCAUCAUUUUGGCUUAAUUCCGAAUUGAGAGACCUAUUCAAAAUUGUAUAAUAAUUAAUGCAUUUAAAUUUAAAGUGGAUUUUAAGGAUCGUAGCAGGCAUAAGCGCAAAAUUAAUAGUUCCACAACUCCUAAUACUUACUUACUAUUUAUCGCUUAUAAUGAAGUUGAAUAAUGGGAAACAACGAACCGGUUACUUGUAGCAAUAAUAAGUACGUACACAAAGCUUAAUAAUCCCACCUUUGCACGAAUAAUGUGUAGUACGUUCAAGCUUGACGUACGAAACUGGUUUUAAAAUGAAUUUUAUGUUUAAAGCUAAAAGCACUGAGUUAUUUGCUUGAUGAUGUUAGAGUUGACGCUAAACGCGUAGGUUCUUAUAACUUGGCAAUAAUGAAAAGCUUUCUGCCGUAGAAAUGAGAAAAUGGAGAAUAGUUAGUUUGUUUAUACAUAUACAGCGAACAAAGUAGACAUCUAAGAUUCGCGAAAUUUUUUUCAGCUGCAUUUCGUAUUGGAUUAAAAUAUAUAAAAUUUUAUUAUAAUAAGUUUUAAAUGCAACGGAAUUCUAGGCGUAAGAUAUUCAAUUAAAGAUUUCAAUAUUUAACCUUGAU